Suillus discolor is the source of this 677-nucleotide messenger RNA. RefSeq lists its product as uncharacterized. Lineage: Eukaryota; Fungi; Basidiomycota; Agaricomycetes; Boletales; Suillaceae. The record is from RefSeq and is a predicted model, not a curated record. The transcript has 3 exons. The coding region runs from base 156 to 431 and encodes 91 amino acids.
GAUGAAACCUGAACCUGAACCCUUCUAAUUACGCUGAACUGCCGCUCGCUAAUCGGUAAUUCGUCUUACUAGUUGUAGGAAAACUUGUCGUCGCCAUAACGCGGAGCACAACUGAUACAUGCACGAUGUGCUGCGAGCGUCCGUAGCCCAUUAGGAUGGUUCACGUGGCCGAUACGAUCACUGUGACGAUGCUGCUAUCCACUGUACCAUGGUCCUGGGCAUCUUCCAUUCCCAUGGUAUGUACUAGGGCAGUAUCCUUUGUAUACGGGGCAUAUGCCUGCAGUACAGAUGGGAAAGAAGCGCCCCUGACCAUGGACGAGCACAUAUAUGCAUCGCAAGAAGUGCAUGUAACACACGCAGGGUGGGUCUCCCGAGUUCUGGCCUUGGCCAAGGCUGAGGGUGCGGACGCAGCGGGAGGGAGGCCACACUAAUCGUUCCAUCUUGUAACAGCGAAGAAGGGACUCGUCGAUGGAGGGAUCCAAAGUAUAGAUCUCUGUCUCGAACUUGUGGCUAAUUUAUAGACCGCUGAUUGUGGCCUAUUGUGGCCUGGCUUGCGCAGGGGAAUGACAUCUCCACUUGUCGAAGCACGGGGAAGUGGAUUCGAUCAGGUUAUCAUGAAUCGAUUUGAUGAACAAAUGAAUCACAAACGGUGAGAGUCCAAAGGACCUCGAGGCUUG